Xenia sp. Carnegie-2017 is the source of this 7026-nucleotide messenger RNA. Its product is annotated as protocadherin-like protein. Gene Ontology annotation, biological process: homophilic cell-cell adhesion. The record is from RefSeq and is a predicted model, not a curated record. Gene Ontology annotation, molecular function: calcium ion binding. NCBI's taxonomy places the organism in Eukaryota, Metazoa, Cnidaria, Anthozoa, Malacalcyonacea, Xeniidae. Gene Ontology annotation, cellular component: plasma membrane; cell-cell junction.
GGUGGCCAAAUUGUAAAUGAAAGUUUUAGAUUAUGAAACCAGAAAUUAUUUCUCAUUUCCUGUUUUUGUCACUGAUCCAGGGAAAAAUGGCCGUACACGUACUUCAUAUGUUGAAAUAAAUGUUCUUGACAAAGAUGAUACUCCACCAAAGUUUCCUCGAAAUUCUUAUGAAUUUGCUAUCUUUGAAGAUGCUCCUGAAAACCAAGUCGUUGGAGUUGUUCAAGCUGAGGAUCCAGACCCAGCCACUGAUCCUGAUGACAUUAAUUAUGCACUUAUCAAUCCAAGACCAAUUCUAGGACAACAGUAUUUUAAAGUUGGGAAACAAGGUGUAAUUUCUGUUCGUAAAAAUGAGAAUAACUUCAGAGGACCAGACUUAUAUGAAGUUCAAAUUCAAGCUACAGAUAAAGGUGGCCAUUCAUCCAAUCCUGAUGCGGUAGUAACGAUUCGUGUUCUAGAUGUAAAUGAUCACCAGCCAGUUUUUACACCAGAAACAUGUAGGCAACAAGAAAUUGAUGAAAAUGUACCAAGUGGAACAUUGUUAACAACUUUGAAGGCUACUGAUGAGGACAGAGGUUUGAACAAAGAAAUUGAGUACAGCAUUGCAAAGGUUCAAAAAAACAAUGUGUUUAGAAUCAACAAUAGUACUGGACAAGUUUACACAACUGCAGUUCUAGAUCGUGAACUUUAUGAUGAAAUAUUUGUUGUUGCCAGGGCAACAGAUGGUGGUGCUGGCCGUAGUGAUGCAUUAAGACAAGUUGGUUAUUGUCAGUUUAUUGUUAAAGUUAAAGAUGUUAACGACCAUUAUCCCAAGUUUGAUGUUCAAACUUUUGAUGUUCAAAUUCAAAGAAGACUUGCUGUUGGUUCAACAGUAUUGUUAGUAGAAGCAAGUGAUCCUGACCUUGGUCAAAAUGCUAUUAUCAAUUAUAAAAUUGUUACACAAAAGGUGCGUGGAAAUGACGUCGACUAUUUAGAAGUUGUUCAAGCAACUGGUGAAGUUAAAGUAAAAAACAGUAUGGCAGCAAUUGAUAAUGAUCGUACAAUUGUUUUGGUAAUAGAAGCCACAAACACUGUUCCCGUCGUGAACGUUCAAAUUAGUUCAGAAAGCAGAACUACUGUUCAAGUUAAGUUUUCUUCAUCUGGGCGUCCAAAUUUUGGAAGAUUUAAGUUUUCAGCCAACGCGAGAGAAGAUGUUGAGCCAGGCUCUGUUGUUCUUACCUUGACUAACCCUGGUGAUAAAACAGUCUUUUCACUCCAGACACUACGAGAUCGCGAUCAGUUGCCUUUCAUUGUUGGUUCUAGUAAUGGAAACAUUCGAACAUCAAAAAAACUUGAUUAUGAAACAGUUAAAUCUUAUUUAUUUGGAGUGACAGCAAAAUUUUCAGACAGUAGAGGGAUUACUUCUCUUAUUAUCGAAAUCAAUGUAACUGAUGUAGAUGACAAUGUGCCCAUAUUUGGAAAUGAUCGGUAUGAAGCGACUGUUUCCGAGGCUGCUGGUGGUAAUAUCAAUGUUUUCCGUGUUCAAGCAAGCGAUCCAGAUCCAAUCCAAGGCGAUAAACUGUUAUAUCGAAUUAAGCAGGAAUUUGAUUAUGAAUCUUUUGCGAUUGAAGACCUGAACAAUUUUGCACAAAUUAAGACAGCCCCAACGAUUACUAAAGGAUUUUUUGAUCGAGAAAAGAAAUCAGUGUACACAAUUAUUAUCGAAGCAUACAGAGCCAGCGCUCCAAACUUAGUUAGUACUGCGGUGUUAUCGAUCAAUGUUCGUGAUGAAAAUGAUUCCCCACCAGUGUGUAAAAAUUCUUUUUCAGUAUCUGUCGCAGAAGACGUUUCUAUUCCCUACGUUGUUCCAAAUGUCAUUUUUAACGCCACUGAUGCAGACAUUCUUGAAAAUGGUGAAGUGUUUUACUUUUUAACAUCUGGUAAUGAUGGAAGAUUUGCUGUUGAAACUAUAGUUGGACAAGAUCGUAAAAACACAGGAAAAUUGAGGAUAAUUAAAGCGUUGAAUGCAAAGAAAUCGCCAGAAUUUUUUCAAAAUCCCGUUUACACGCUCAUAGUAACUGCAACUGAUCGUAAACACACAGCAAAUGCAACAAUAAAUGUCAGGGUGCUGGAUCGUCCUGAUUCAAAACCUGAAUUUCUUAAACCUUAUUAUGAGAAAUAUUUACCUGAGAAUGCAGCUUCUGGUCUUACUGUCGUUAUGGUGGAAGUAAAAAAACCUGAUGAUCCAAAUGCUGUCAUUCGCUUUCGACUAGACAACAAAGCAAAAUCGUAUUUUAAGAUUAAUGAAACGUCAGGUUUGAUUACUACAGCUGGUGAUGUAUUGGAUUGGGAAGUCACUCCAGUUAUAACAUUUCCUGUUUAUGCGUUUGAUAUUAAACGACCUGCGCUUACUGGACAAACCUUUGUGAGAGUCGUUGUAAACGAUGUUAAUGACGCAUCUCCAUUGUUUCAAGAUCAACCUUACAUUGGUUAUAUUAAAGAAAACAGCCCUCCAGGAACAUUAGUUCGUUAUAUAAAUGCAAUUGAUAAAGAUAAUCCAGACGUAAAUGAUGGUAAAAAUGUUAAACUUACUUAUGAACUUCUAACUAACACUGGUCAACAACCUUUUGACAAAGAUGCUAAAUUAUUUACACUUGAUAAAAACGGUCGAUUAGUUUCAAAACAAUCAAUAAAUGCCGAGGAGUUCCGAAGGAAUUUAUCGAUCCGUGUUCGAGCAUGGGACGAGGGUAAUCCGAGGUUGUGGGGUGAAACUGACGUCACUAUCGUGAUUCGUGACGUUGGCGAGUAUCCGGCGUGGUUUAGAAAACGUGAAUAUGAAGCAACAGUUCCUGAAACGAGCAGACCUGGUUUUGUUGUUCUUCAAUUAACAACGAAAGAUCGUGAUUUUAGUCCUCCUAAUAACUACGCUUUCUCUAUUCGUAGUGGUAAUGUACCAUAUGCGUUUGAUAUAAAUCAACGUACAGGUGAAAUUGUUGUGUCUGGAGUUUUAGAUUAUGAUGCUACAGAUGCAACGACUACAUAUAAAUUAACGGUUGGUCUAAGAGAACGAAGUCAAGAACGGGUGAUCAGUAGAGGCAUUGAUGUUGAUGAAGCAUUUGAAGAUACUGCUACUGUAAUUAUUAGAAUCACAGAGGGUAAUGAUAACAAACCAACGUUUAGAAGGAAAAUUUAUUCGGCCAUCAUUUCUGAAGGCACACCAGUAGGCACAAGACUUGGCCUUGAUAUCGAGGCUCAAGAUAAUGAUAGAGGUUUUAGUGACCAAUUCAGGUUUUAUAUCAAAUCUGGUAACGUGGGAGACUGGUUCGGAGUUGAAAAAGUAGUUAAUAGUUCGAAUAAAGCCGAUAUUUUUAUUCGAUAUCCUCUCGAUCGAGAAUUCCAAGAAAAUUAUCAAAUGCAGUUAGUUGUUGUUGAUGCUGGUGGCGCCUCAGACACUGCAUGGUUGAGAAUAACACUGACUGAUGUCAAUGAUAACCCUCCACGAUUCCUUAAACCUUACUACACUGCAAAUGUUAUAGCUGGUCUAUGUGAACAAACUUCGGUCAGUGGUAAUCCGCUGGCCACUCUCACUGUCGUCGACGAUGAUCAACAACAAGGGCCUUUUACGUUUACAGUUAUUCCAAUUCGAGCUACAGAUAAUUUAAAUAUGACAUCAACUAAAGUUUUUAUCACUGUGACGGAUGCAAAUGGUAAUUCUGGUAGUCAAACACCACAGAAAUUGAAUGUCAUUAUUAAUGCUGUGAAUGGGAAAUUUGUUGGUGGCCGUGUGGCAAAGAUUUAUUCUUCCAGUUCCACGUUUACAUUUGGUCGGGGUAAUACGGAUGACUUUUUACUUGAUCGUAAUAAUGGCUGGAUAAGAGCUAGGAGCACAGUCAAAGUUGGUCUAUAUGAAUUUACAAUUCAAGAUGGAACACGAUCCUAUAAUGUUGAAGUGACUGUGCUUUUUGAACAGCGUUUGUCCACUAUUUUUGAUGUUCCUUUGUCCGAUGUGUUCAUAUUCAGUAUUCAAAAGUCCAAAAUGGAGGUGAAACCUCGACGAAGUGAUCCUGCAAUUGAUGUUCAUUUUGCUAUCAAGAAAAAGUCUAGUGCCCGUAGUCAAUUUUUACCUCGGUGGAAUUUGAUAAAUAUGUUAGAGCGGAAAAGAAGUGAAACGGUUGCUGGCCUUGGUUUAGAGGUUAGCAUGAUUGGUCUUGAUUAUUGUGCAGAAGAAGCGACCAAAUCUGCAAUGUGUCGUAAUAUCAUUCGUCGUCAAGGCGAUCAAUAUACUGUUAUUGCUAGCGAUUACAGAGGCAUUACAAAUAACCUUGAUUAUACAUAUUCUAUGACAUCAAUCAACCUUUUUGCUGAUGCAGAAUAUGACAGAUAUCAUCAAGAUCCUGACCCUGAAUAUGAUCUAUGCAGUAAUGGGAUCAGCUGUCUCAAUGGAGGAACAUGUCACAAUGUUGUACCACGUGGUUUUGUGUGUGAAUGUCCCAGUAAAUACAGUGGACCACGAUGUCAAAUGACGACCAGAACAUUUAACAAAAACUCUUAUAUUUGGCUCUCUCCUAAGACACCCCACGUCUUUGGCAGUGUCUCCCUUGAGUUUGCUACAAGAGCAGCUGAUGGUCUUCUUCUUUAUCAAGGACCUGCAGUACAAGGUGGAAACAACAAUAUUUCAGAUUUCUUGGCCAUAAGUUUAGAAGGUGGAUUUAUUAAAGUUGGUAUUUCUUUCGGAUGGGACCCUGUCAUGAUAUAUAUGAACAAAGGUCCGAAAUUGAAUAACAUGAAAUGGCAUCAUGUUGAUGUAUCUCAUAAAGGAAAGGAGAUUAAAGUAAUUAUUGAUCAUUGUAUGAGGGCUGAUAUGGUUGAAAAUGGAGAAAGAAUUGUCGAACUGCGGCAAAAUUGUGAAAUUGUAGGAAAGACAAAACGCAACUUUCAAUUUCUAAACGGACUUGGUCCAAUGCAGAUUGGUGGUAUUGAAGGAAUGCCUUUACAAUACCCUCAUUCGAAUUCUAUCGUCUAUAAAUAUUUCCACGGUUGCAUUCGUAAGAUCACAGAAAACUUGGAAAUGUACGACUUAUCGUAUCCAUUGAAGGUGGUGAAUGCUCCAGAAGGUUGUACUCUUAUGGCUUCGUGUAUAAAAUGUAAAAAUAAUGGUUAUUGUGUACCCGGAGCUGGACGUAGUACAUGUGCUUGUCCUCCUGGUUAUGUUGGUGAUGACUGCAGCGGAAUUGCACCUCGGUUUUGGUACAAGGGAAAUAGUUUCACAGAAUAUGUUUUACCUGGUGAAGAACGUCGAAGGAAACGUGCUGUUGCUGACGAACCUGGCAGUUUCUUUAAUCGUUUUAGCAAUUAUAUCACCAUGCAGAUUCGUCUUGAUCCUGGAGUUAAAACUGCGUUGUUCUUUUAUAUGAUCAGUCAAGACGGUCGAGAGUACAGCAGAUUAGGGUACGAAGAACAGAAGUUAUACUUUGAGUUUAAGUUACUUGAUGCGUUGGUUCGUCUUGAAAUGGAUCCCAGAGCUGAAGUUGAUGAUGGUAAUUGGCACACUGUUGUCGUCUCAAGACAAGGAAAUUAUGCUGUCUUACAGAUUGAUUAUGCUGGACGCGUGAGCAGAAAUACAGGUGGUAUGAAACAGUUGAUUCGUAUGGGCUCUUCAAAGAUUAACGUUGGAGGUCUUUCAAGAGCUGCACCCAGUCCUAUACCUCUCAAAAAAAUAGUAAGAGCUCCUAAUACUGACGUGAGAUAUCGCCGUUCUGCAGGCACGAUACUUGGUGUUACAACUGAUGGUAGGACCGUUACAAAUAUUGCAGGGGACAUGAAAGGUUGUCUUGGUAGUACAACGUUCAAUGGUAGAAACCUUGAUGCCCAUCCAGAUGUGAAGAAGAUUCGAUUUAAUGUGAAAAGUGGUUGUCCCUGUACACGACAGAAUCUUUUCUGUCGCAAUGGCGGUAAAUGUGUUGACGCUGCCAAACCUUACUGUAAAUGUACUUUUGGUUGGUCUGGAAGUACAUGUGAGAAUAUUGUUUACGUCGCUCCUGUACUUGGAAAUUUCAGAGCUAGCGGUCGAGCACGAUGGGAAGAUGGCGGUGUUCUUAUCAUCAUUCUUGUUAUCGUCCUAUGUAUCUUGCUUCUUGCUCUUAUUCUUCUCUUCAUUAAGAAACAACGAGAAGCUCCACAUUCGGUACCGGUCGGUGACGAAGGUCAAGAUAGUAUAAUGCCUUAUCACGAUGACGGUGCUGGUGAAGAAGAUACGUACGAUUAUGAUAUCAAUCAUUUAAUGAAAUAUUCAUAUCGUGAUGGACAUGGUACUGUGAGUAAACAUGCAAACGGUAAAGAACCUGAACAAGUUGUUCUUCUUAAUCGUAUCUCACCUGAUGCGGUCAAAUCUAAGAAAGAAGAGGAGUUCUAUAAAUCUGAACAGGAAGAGAGUCCAGUUUUCUGGCCGUUUAUUCUUAAUCGAAUUGAUCAUGCUGAUGAAGAUAUAUCUUGGUGGCCUCAAGAUGAAAUGCGACAUUGGGAGGAUGAAGGUGAUGAAGGUGAGCUCGCAGACUUGAGUGAAAUCGAAGAUAACGAUGAUGAAGAUGAGGAGGAGCAAGACUGGGAAUUCCUUAAGGACUGGGGCAGAAAGUUCGAGAAUCUUAACAAGAUAUUCAACCCUGUUGAAGAUGAAGAUGAAGAUGACGACGACGACGAGGAAGGCACUUUGGCGUAAAGGAGUGGUUGACGAUAUUAAAAUUGUCUUCUGCAAAAUUUUUUUGAUUGUAUAGUUUGACCUAGCUUUUAUUUUAUGUAUUUUGGCGUUUUUUUUCUUUAAACACUACUUUAUUGUACACUGCUAUGUAAUGAAUUUCAGCUCAAGAGCUCAUUAUCGCUCUUAGAAGCGAAAUAUGUAGUUGUACUUAGCUGUCAGUACUAAUAAAUAACUAAUUUACCUUACGUCUAUCAGAAAGAUAAGUUGUAGAUUUGGUUGAACUUUCUGAUGAGUAAAAUGUUUGUAACGAUUGAGCCCAUGUAUUUUAUAAUAAAAUAUCUUUUCUGUCAAUUCUA